UCAUCACAGAGCUGCAGGUCCUAGCAGAACAUGGUAGGACAUUAGAAAAAUCUGCUGCUGCUCAUUUGUUCCUGGCAACUUCUCUGAGUAUAUACAACUUUCCCGGUGAAGACUCAUCUCACAAACGAGAACCACUGCUUUGUGACCCUUUGUCCUUUUUCUCCCACUGUGAGACUAAGGUACCUUCCAAGAUGUUUCACUUGCAAGGUCAACAGAAGUUGCUGCUGUUAGAAAAAUCCUUGAGGAGCUGCCUCCCUGAGUCCUUAAAGGUUUAUGGGACUGUCUUCCACAUGAUCCAAGGAAACCCCUUCAAGCUAAAGGCCUUGGUGGACAAAUGGCCUGAUUUUAACACAGUGGUUAUCCGCCCUCCUGAGCAGGAGAUGACGGAUGACCUUGAUCACUAUACCAAUACUUACUUAAUCUAUUCCAAGAACCCCCAAAAAUGUCAGGAAUUCCUUAGCUUGCCAGAAGUCAUCAACUGGAAACAACAUUUGCAGAUUCAGAGUUCACAGUCCAGCUUGAAUAAGGUGAUAGAAGAUCUCGUAGCUAUUAAUUUGGGCAAGGUCAAGCAAACCCAAUGCUUUCUCUACAUGGUAAAGGAGACAGCAAAGAAGUUAAAACCUUCCUUGUUAGAUGCAAAGAACUUAAUACUGAGCAGUGGCAAACCUAAGUGCCUCAACCAAGAGAUGUUUAAAUUCUCAUCCCUGGAUGUUACCCACGCUGCCUUGGUGAAUAAAUUCUGGCAUUUUGGGGGCAAUGAGAGAAGCCAGAGAUUCAUCCGGCGCUGCAUCCAGACCUUCCCCAGUUUCUGUCUGCUGGGGCCAGAAGGGACUCCUGUGUCUUGGACCCUGAUGGACCAGACUGGAGAGAUGCGGAUGGCAGAAUGGCAAGCCAUCUUGUCAAGCAAGCUUCUGCUGAGUCCCUUUGUCAUGAAAAUUAUCUUUGAGAGGACGUUUCACAAAGUAACCUAAAGUUUAUGACCAUAACAAGUACCUUACUUGUUCACUUUAAGAUUGGUCUUUUGACACAGCUAAGUUGCACAGGCCAUAGCAUACUGUAGUGCAGUGCUGGAGAUGACUACCUGUGGGUCAGAUCACCAGCACAGUCAAUCUGAAAUACAGCGGGUGUUCCAGUGUGUGUUCCAGAUCCUGACAAGCUGGAGGACUGGAAGAACAAGAUUGCAGCAUGGCCAGACCCUACCAAGGGUGCUUCUCUUGCUUUCUAUCACACAAAUGUACUUUCACUAAUAAAAGUAAACUUUAGGGGAAAAAAAUUGCCUGUCUCAGCAGGCCAAUAUUCCCUGCUACAGGAACUGAAUGCUUGAAGAAUUCAAAGUAAAAUGUCAACUGUAGUUAACCCUCCCACUUCCACAUCAGAGAAACUCUCACACUGUCAGAUGGACGGACAAUAAGCCACACCCCAAGAACAUACAUGGCCCUCUGAGGGAGCAGAGCAAACUGUCUUAACAAUCAUGUGUUUAUAAACCAUCUGGUGUAGAAAGACCAGGUACAAUAGCAAGUCACUCAAGGCUGGAAGGCUAUGCAGCAGAGACCCUUGGCUCAUCCCCUCCCCUGCUUGCCUUGAACUCUCAGUUGUGUUGGCUGGGACUCUAAGAAGACCUUAUGCCCCUCCCUGCCCCAUUGGGACAUCAGUUACAGUGAAGGCCCUUGCCAUAUGGCAGACUUCUCGAGGCUGGAAGACUGUGCUGCAGAGACCCUUGGCUCAUCCCCUCCCCUACUCCCCUUUGAACUCUCAGGUGUGUUGAUUAGGACUCUGAGAAGACCUUGUGCCCCUCCUCCCCCCCCCCCCCCCCCCCCCACUGGAACAUCUGUUCCAGUACAGGGAGAAAGAGCUGCUUAACCCCUGCUACAUGCCUCAUAAUUCUAAGAUUUCAACAUUUUAUAAAGCACCCAACACACAAUGCAAGCCAUGUGAUUCCCUCCUAUCUUCCUCAACUAAAAAUCAGCAGCUUAGCCCCAGCACACCUGUUCUCUAGAAACUGGGAGGACUUUGAAUCAUCUAAAACCAAUGACAACAGUACAAGUUGCUGAUGAGCAUUAGGAGGGAGAACAGUAGAGAGAUCACCAAUAAUCUACUCCUAUAAGCCUUUGAAUGCUCAGAAUUAACUCAAAGAAUUUAUGAAGGAACAUGUAAAUCACCAGAGGACUAGAAACCAUUGCAGAGGCACAAGAAAUAUAAGCAACCAAGAAAUUAUCUCUCCCCAAGGAAAAACAUCAAUUCCUCAUCAUCCACAGACAACACAAU
This is a messenger RNA of Tupaia belangeri chinensis (Chinese tree shrew), 2265 nucleotides long. RefSeq names its product glycine N-acyltransferase-like protein Keg1. Lineage: Eukaryota; Metazoa; Chordata; Mammalia; Scandentia; Tupaiidae. The record is from RefSeq and is a predicted model, not a curated record. Gene Ontology annotation, cellular component: mitochondrion. Gene Ontology annotation, molecular function: glycine N-acyltransferase activity. The transcript is spliced from 7 exons. The coding region runs from base 192 to 971 and encodes 259 amino acids.